This is a messenger RNA of Protopolystoma xenopodis, 216 nucleotides long. NCBI's taxonomy places the organism in Eukaryota, Metazoa, Platyhelminthes, Monogenea, Polystomatidea, Polystomatidae. The record is from the annotation of a GenBank genome assembly.
AUGCAACGAAUGCGACACUAUCCUGCCGAAGAAGCAAUUGGGUUCUGGUUUGAUGGGCAGCCGCUUUUGUGCACCCCAAGACCAACAGGUGCCGAUGCGAACCUGGAGUUGAUGCUGAAAGCCCUUGGGUUCGAGGACUUUUUCACACAACCCACAUUUUCGAACAAACUCAACGGCUCAGCUUCUCUUCAUAUUCAUUGCAUUAACUCCUUUUGA